GUUCAUCCUUCCUCUAGAUUUAGCUUGAUCAGUCGACGGUCUGAAAAGCAAAAGAACAAAAAACAAAGGUAAACUAAUCAGCGUUGAUGGGCUGCGUGGACCUCUGUUACCGUGAACGACGCCACAGGAAAAAGCUCAAGCAAUUCCAGAGGGUGGAGAUAAAAGUGAAGAUGGACUGCGAAGGGUGCGAGAGACGGGUGAGGAAGUCGGUGGAAGGCAUGAAAGGAGUCACAAAAGUCACCGUCGAUCCUAAACAGAGCAAACUAACGGUCGAGGGAUUCGUCCAACCUAACAAAGUGGUACAACGGGUGAUGCAUCGGACUGGGAAGAAGGCGGAGCUGUGGCCUUACGUGCCUUACGAGGUGGUGCCACACCCUUACGCACCUGGUGCCUACGACAAGAAGGCCCCUCCUGGCUACGUUCGCAAUGGACUCGCCGACCCUCUUGUGGCCCCGCUUGCUCGUGCCAGCUCCUUCGAGGUCAAAUACACCUCUGCCUUCAGUGAUGACAAUCCCAACGCUUGCACCAUCAUGUGAUCAAUUCCUAGCUCAUGUACAUGACCAUCAUGUCUUUUUUUUAUGUGUAAUUUACACUGUUUUUAAGUAUCACAAGUCGGUUUAAAGGGUA
Molecule: messenger RNA, 627 nt
Organism: Raphanus sativus (radish)
Lineage: Eukaryota; Viridiplantae; Streptophyta; Magnoliopsida; Brassicales; Brassicaceae
Product: heavy metal-associated isoprenylated plant protein 27
Exons: 2
Coding region: 87-536 (149 amino acids)
Molecular function (GO): metal ion binding
Source: RefSeq, a predicted model, not a curated record